Molecule: messenger RNA, 1338 nt
Organism: Paramecium octaurelia
Lineage: Eukaryota; Ciliophora; Oligohymenophorea; Peniculida; Parameciidae
Source: the annotation of a GenBank genome assembly
AUGGAAGAGUAAGUUAAGCGAUUGCAAACGCUUGUUGAACAUCUCUAAAGAAAGAGUAAAAUAAACAAUUCUAAACUCGAUAUUGAAUGUUAUGAAGUUUUCUCGGAAUGUGUCUUAAUUGUACAGAGUCAAAUUAGUGUCGAAAUUGCAAAUGUCAUGGAAAAAUUGUUUAACCUCCUUAGAGAAAUGUUAGAAUCUGCUCAAUCUCAAAUCAAACUACAUCCUGAACCAAAGCCUAUUCUCUUGACUCCUUAACUUCCAGACUUUAUUAAUGCACUUCAACUAGGAAGUGUCAGCAUCAUCGAUUAGUUAGGUACCCCAUAACAAAUCAAAAAUUAUCAAUAAAUUCCUUGGAGUGACUAUAAAUGUAGGGGUUAAGGAACCAGAAAUUUGAGAACCUACUAAGAUGUAGGUACUAGCACAAUCAUUGAUUAUUAUCAAAAUUGUUAGAAAGCAUCAAGUGAUCUUUUGAGGAGAGAAGAGGAAAUGAGAGAAUGGUUAGAGUUUACUAACGAUACGAUCUCCAUGUUAAGUGAAGCAUUGUCUAAUAAAAAAUAAUUAGAUAUUGAAUUUUAGGGCAAGCCUGAAGAUUUGGAUUUAGUCAUAUCAGACAUUCAAUUCAAAAGGCUAAAUUUGGAAUAAUUGCUGAAGUCUGUGAAUUAAGACAAUAUGGGAGUUCAAAAUUAUGAUAACACUGUCUAAUUCCUCUUAUAACACAUUCAUCAUAUACAAUAGUAAACUGCAAUUGCUAUAAUCCAUCGAUACAAGUAGAGAAAUUAAGAGAAGGAGAAGCAGUAGUAAUUGAUAAAUGAGAUGAAGGGUAAGAUUAAGAAAAAAGCCAUUAAUAAUAAGGAAGAUUGCCGAUGUUCAUAGUAUGUGAUUGAAAUUUUAACAUUGAAAAAUAAAUUGGAAACAACCCAAAAUGAAAUUUUGAAAAAGGAUAACCAAUUAUUAGAACUUCAAGUAAUAAAUGAACAGAAAGACAGGCAAUUCAAAAUGAUGCAAGCAUAACUCUCAUAACUAGAAGGUGAAAAAUCAGAGUUCAAAUAAAAAUUAGACAACAUUUAUAAGGAAUAUUCAAAAUUAGUGAAAAAGAAUAGUGAUCGAGAAAGAGGAUAUGUGUCAUCUAGCAGUAAUGAUGAAAUCCUAAUAAAUGCAAUAUCAGGAAAUCCGAGAACUACAAGCAGAGAGUAAUCUUAAUAANAAAAUAACACAAAAUAACAAAUGACCAAAGACCUCCUGUUUCUCUUGAAAUUCGAGUAGCACAUGCUGAGUUCAAUCAACAGUCUCCAUCAGAGGAUCAUGAGGUCUCUCGAAAGUGAAAUAGGUGACACCUGA